AUGAUAACAGGAAACGGAUUAUACAAAGAAGACUUCAAUUAUGAACGAUUUUCUCUCAUUUGGUUGGAUUCUGAUGGCAUAAACCGGUCAGAAACUGAAAAGAAGUUCCGAACUAUUUUCAAUUAUGUAAAAAUCUUCGAAAAUAUUCAUCAAUGUGAAGAAUAUAUUCAAAAGCUAUCUUCAUACGAUCGAGUUAUCCUUGUCACUCAUGCUCAAUUCAUUCAAGACGUUCUCCUUUGUAUUUGCACACUACAACCACUUUCUUCUGUUUAUAUUUACGGUUCAGACAUCGAUUUCAGUAAACAAUAUUCUAAAAUAAAAUCUUCGACGUUGAAAAUCGAUGAUUUAAUCCCAAAGAUUCAAUCAGCAUCGUUCAAACUCGACGAUGUUCUUCCCAUUUCGAUAUACAACGCAAAUCUCGAUCAGAUGUUAACAAACUCUUUUAUAUCCUCUAAUUUAAUCCUAACGUAUCUUCUGCAUCCUAAAAUGAACUUUCUCGAUCGAAAACCGUUCAUUUCUCUCUGUCGAGAAAUCUAUAAAACCAAUCAAACUCAACUGACUCAUAUCGAUAAUUUCGAACAGACGUACUCCUCAAAUCAAUCAUUGUCAUGGUAUUUCAAAGACACGUGUAUCCGGAAAUUAAUAGACACAUUUCUUUGCUUACAAACGAUCGAGAAACUUUUGCUCAUUCGGUUCUUUCUCUACGAUUUACAACAAGAAUUGAAAAAUAAUCAAUAUUCAUCAUCAAUUACACUUUAUCGAAGUUUUAUCCUAUCGGAACAAGAAUUACAAACGUUAAAAGAUGCAACUGGUGGACUGGUUUUAAUCAAAACAUUUUUUCUGGCGAAACUGAAUCGUCAUCAAGCAUUGGCUGAUCUUGAUUCGUUGGAUUUACUCGAUAAUGCACGACGAGUACUUUUCGAAAUUGAUGUCGAUUCACGAAUUAAAAAUAUUCAGCCAUAUUCAAUGAUCCAUUCUUCGGAAAUUCUAUUCAUGUGUGGAUCACUGUUUCGUUUAGUCGACAUCUGUGUCAAUAAUGACCAAGUGUGGAUAAUUCAAAUGAAUUUAACGAGUUUGAAUAAUGAAAAUCUCCAAGCUAAAUGUAAUUUCAAUCCUGAUCAAAUCAGUUUGUUAACGAUAGGAAAUCUUCUAUGGCGAAUGGAUCAAUUAGACGAAGCCGAAAGCUACUAUCUCUAUCUGAUUCAAAUUCUAUCGUCGGAUUCGUUAAUGUUAGCAGAUCUCUACUAUAAUCUAGGACACAUCUAUUCCGACAAGCAAGACUAUGACUCAAGUUUAAGCUUUUAUUAUAAAUCUCUUGAAAUCUGGAAGAAAAACUUGAAACCAACUGAUCCUGAUUUAGCCGAGAAUCACAAUGCAAUUGCGACGAAUCAUUGGAAAAAAGGUGCUUAUCAUCAAGCAUUAGUUUUCUUCCAAAAAGCUUUGGACAUUUUCAAAUGUGCACAUAACGAGAAUCAUCCAAGUGUUGCUAUGUGUUUGAACAACAUGGGUACGGUUAUAUCGCAAGAGAAGAACUAUUCUCAAGCAUUGAAAUAUUAUUUACAGGCAUUGACUGUUUUCGAAAACUAUCUACCGAGUGAUCAUUUGAACCUAGCGAGUUUACAUUGUAACAUUAGUUCAAUGUAUAAAAGUCUGCAUCAGAUCGAUCUGUCAUUGGAACAUUUACAUUUAGCAUUGAAAAUUUACGAACAAAAGUUAGCACCGGACCAUCCGAAUAUUCUGGUGAUGUUGAAAAAUAUCGCGUUUAUUUAUGAACAAAAGGAAGAUUAUCAGAAUGCAUUGAUUUAUUAUAAGAAAAUAGCGAAUGUCUAUCAACAAACGAUGAGCUUAACAGAUCCAAUUGUUGUACAAAAUGAUGAGAAAGUUCGAUACUUAUCCUCGCUUCAGCCAACGCAAUCAUCAAGUCCAAGUUGA
Messenger RNA from Adineta ricciae, 1932 nucleotides. NCBI's taxonomy places the organism in Eukaryota, Metazoa, Rotifera, Eurotatoria, Adinetida, Adinetidae. The record is from the annotation of a GenBank genome assembly.